Limanda limanda (common dab) is the source of this 1688-nucleotide messenger RNA. RefSeq names its product RNA pseudouridine synthase D4 (gene rpusd4). The transcript is spliced from 6 exons. Lineage: Eukaryota; Metazoa; Chordata; Actinopteri; Pleuronectiformes; Pleuronectidae. Gene Ontology annotation, molecular function: pseudouridine synthase activity; RNA binding. Gene Ontology annotation, biological process: pseudouridine synthesis. The record is from RefSeq and is a predicted model, not a curated record. The coding region runs from base 41 to 1183 and encodes 380 amino acids.
GUGUGUGUGGAGGUUAAUGUCAAACUAACACUCAUCCACCAUGAACAGCUGUAGAAGAAUAGCCCGGACCGGGGACUGGAGCUCCGGGGUGAACACCCUCCUGACCCGGUUCAGAUCGCGGACGAACUGCCGCCGGGAACCGGGGCCAGCGUCCUCCCUCAGCCGGGGCCAGGCCACCGCCGCGGGGGAGAAGCCUCGCCUGACAGCCGCUGACCUGGCCCAGAAGGUCCAGCAGGAGAGGAGGACGCCGCCGGCCGCCGAGGCUUCGGGGUCCACUCAGCAGAAGAGGGUGGAGGAGCUGAAGCGAUUCAGUCUGCAGCUUCAGAACGUGCAUCCGAACGUGCUGGCCAAACACCUGCUCAGAAGCGUGCUGUACCAGGACAAAGAUGUGGUGGUCAUCAACAAACCACAUGGAGUUCCUUUCAGAGACGACUCCAGGGUCACGUCCAUUUCAUCUGUGCUUCCUGUCCUCUCCAAAAUGAUGGAGGGGAUGAAGGUGAAGUGGGACUCUCAGCUGAUCCCCUGUCUGGGCCUGGAGAAGGAGAUGACAGGAGUUAUCCUACUGGCCAGGAAUGAAGAGGCAGCAGAGCACAUACUCAACCUGCACAGAAACAACCAAGUGACAAGAAAAUACUGGGUCAUCACAGUGGGAGUUCCUGUGCCGUCUGAAGGAGUGAUUGAUAUUCCCAUCAUAGAGCGAGGAGUCCCAGGCCCUCGGCCGCACUACAAGAUGGCGUUGAGCCCUCUUUUCAGAAUGAAUGAAGCAGGUGAUGGUGUAACCAAAGUGCGAGCUCAUAGACAAGCUCAUCCUGCCGUGACCAGGUACAGAGUCCUGGACAGCAGCAGUGGCUGCAGCCUCGUGGAGCUUGAGCCUUUAACCGGAGCGAAACACCAGACGAGGGUUCACAUGGCCUUAGCUGUGGCUUGUCCCAUUCUCGGCGACCAUAAAUAUUCCCACUUGGAUAAACUGGCCCCCCAGAAAUUACCGGAACGUGUUUUGGGAAAGCUUGGCCUGGAACAGAGCAAGAUCCGUCAUCUCCCUCUUCAUUUGCACGCUCGACAGCUGACACUGCCGCAAGUUAGUCAAGCAGACGUGAACGUGUCCUGUACGCUGCCUAAAUACUUCACACAAACACUGAAACGACUGCAUUUAAGUCUUCCUGACAAAAAGGAAGAUAAAUGACUACAUCCUUGCUUUUGUGCUAAAUUCUGUUCAGUCCAAACGAUGUCUGCAAAAUAGUGGGCAUCAGUUAAGGAUUUCAGCCUGAAAAAGUGUGUAACCAUUUAAAUUAAAUGGAAAUGAAUGCAUUACCUCUGCCAAGAAGGUUAUGUUUUCAUGUUUCUUUACUUUUUUUUAGCAGGAUUAUACAAAAACUACAAAAACUAUUUCCUCCAAACUUGGUGCGGGGAUGAUUCUUUGGAAGAAAUAAUAACAUUAUGGUGCAGACCCCCCCCUCCCCCUUUUUUCUUGCAAUGUAUUUUUUGACAAAUGUUAACAAUUUCCUUUUAUAUUUCUACUAUAAGAACCAGACAAUGUGUACGAUUGCUUGGCCUUGGCGGAGGUAUGUGUUCCAUUGUCAUGCUAGUGUAAAGCUGAGGUCAUAAUCAGAAGACACUGUAGUAAAUGACUGUACAGUGCCACACAACUUGUUUUAGUAAUAAACAGAUGAAGAAAAAUUGAUUUACAA